GAAGCCGCACAAUUGGCCGCUCUUGCUACAGGAGUGCGCGAUCAGGAUGAUCUUGAGCGAGACAUUGGACGUCAAGCGGACCAAAUGCUCACGGAGCAGGCGGACGAGAGAGACAAGAAACGCUUGGAGAAGACACAAAAGGAGAAAGAUCGUCUUCUAUCAGCGAUACGGAUGCUGGAGAGGAAGCUGGCUGACUUUGGUAACUCGACUACCAAGAACAGAUAUCGGAAGGAGAUUGAGCACAAUCGCGCAUUGAUCAAGCCUCUCGACACGGACUUGGAGCAGAUACAGAAGCGCAUGGACGAUCGCCAUCGGGCAGGAGAUGAGCAGGGUGGUGAAACGGCCGCUGAGGAUGCGGGCAAUAAGCGUAUGGCGGGAGAGAGCCAACGAGAGUUUCUCAUUCGUACAGGAAAGAUCACGCCAUUCUCCAAGGUUGGCAUGCACUUGCUCAAGCAGUCCUCAAGUCUGGGCGAUGUGCUGUUGGAUGCGGAGGAAGGUAACGAUGAGGAUGAUGAAGACAUGGAGACAGCAGCUCAGGAGGAGGCGAACGGGGCAGGUCCAAUCUCGCAUAGGAAUUUGCUCAUGCCGGGAUUCGACCAGGCGGAGACCAGCGCGGCAACCAGCACGGCGGGCGACACAGACGCAGAUGCAGCACUGGCCAGGAAGCUACAAGAUGAAGAGUUUGCAUCUGAGAGACCGGCGAAGCGGAGACGUCUACAGACAAGACGACGAGCGGCAUCGGAAGAGGCGAGCACAGCUGCAGAUGACUCGGAUGCUGCAUUCGUCCCAGGAGUGGCGGAGGAGGAAGAUGCUGAUCCAAUUGGGAUGUCUGGUGAUGAUGAAGACGACGAUGCGAUGCCGACUACGGCUGCUCAGCGCAAAGCACGAGGGAAGAAGCGGACACCGAAGCGAAGCGCAGAGGAAGAGCAAGAAGACCUUGCAGGUAUUGAUGAUGGAGACGAAGGUGUCUAUCAAGCAAGGUUAAAAAGCUGGGUACAGAGGAGACGAGCUGCCAGACUUCGGCAGAAAGGAUCGGGUGCCGCUGCAGAGAACGACGAGGAGGAAGACGUCGAUGUGACAUCCAUCCCGGAAGAUAUACAAGGAGGACAGCCAGAGUGGCAGAUGCCUCAUCCGAGCAGACCUGAUGCUGGGUUCGAUGGUGGUUUCCGAAUACCUGGAGAUAUAUAUCCAUCACUAUUCGACUAUCAGAAGACUGGAGUCCAAUGGCUGUGGGAAUUGUUCUCCCAGCAAGUAGGCGGCAUCAUUGGUGACGAGAUGGGUCUGGGCAAGACCAUUCAGAUCAUCUCGUUCUUGGCUGGUCUGCAUUACUCAAACAAGCUCACCAAGCCAAUCAUUGUGGUCUGCCCUGCGACGGUGAUGAAGCAGUGGGUGAAUGAAUUUCAUCGUUGGUGGCCGCCGUUGAGAGUGUCUAUCCUACACACUUCUGGUAGCGGCAUGCUUGACCUGCGUCGAGAAACGAGCUUCGAAGAUGAGCUCGAAGAAGACAGUUUCCAGCGCAAGAGGACCCAUAGCAAAGGUUACAACUCUGCCAAGCGGAUUCUGAACCGGGUCGUUCGUGAUGGGCAUGUCUUGGUGACGACAUAUUCUGGGCUGCAGACGUAUGCGGAGCUUCUCAUUCCGACAGACUGGGAGUAUGCAGUGCUCGAUGAGGGUCACAAGAUCCGCAAUCCCAAUACCUCCAUCACGAUCUUCUGCAAAGAGCUCCGCACACACAAUCGGGUCAUUCUCUCUGGCACGCCAAUGCAGAAUAAUCUGACAGAGCUGUGGUCUCUGUUCGACUUCGUCUUCCCCAUGCGACUUGGCACCUUGGUGAACUUCAAGAGCCAAUUUGAAGUACCCAUCAAACAGGGCGGGUACGCCAAUGCAUCGAAUCUUCAAGUUGAGACGGCGAUGAAGUGCGCGGAGACGUUGAAGGACACGAUCUCACCUUAUCUUCUCCAACGAUUCAAGGUUGACGUUGCGGCCGAUCUGCCCAAGAAGAGCGAACGCGUGCUCUUCUGCAAAUUGACGAAACUACAGCGCGAUGCCUACGAGUGGUUCCUUCGCUCCGAUGACAUGUCUUCCAUCAUGAAUGGCAAACGACAGGCACUCUACGGGAUCGACAUUCUACGAAAGAUCUGCAAUCAUCCAGAUCUGGUUGAGCACAAAACUUUGUCGAAGAAGACUAGCUAUGCAUAUGGCACCGGCAGCAAAUCUGGAAAGAUGCAAGUUGUCAAGGCUCUGCUUGAGAUCUGGAAACGCAACGGUCACAAGACAUUGCUCUUCGCGCAACAUCGUAUCAUGUUGGAUAUCCUCGAGAGUUUCAUUCAAGGCAUGAAGGGCUUCAACUAUCGUCGCAUGGAUGGCAAUACAUCCAUCAAGGAUAGGCAAGACCUCGUCGAUGAGUUCAACAAGGAUCAGAAUUUGCACGUAUUCCUCCUUACGACAAAAGUGGGUGGACUUGGAGUCAAUUUGACUGGAGCAGAUCGUGUCAUCAUCUACGACCCUGACUGGAACCCUUCGACCGAUGUGCAAGCCCGCGAGCGAGCCUGGCGUCUCGGUCAGAAGCGCGAGGUCGAGAUCUACCGUCUCAUGACAGCAGGCACCAUUGAGGAGAAAAUCUAUCAUCGUCAGAUCUUCAAGCAGUUCCUGACCAAUAAGAUUCUCCGUGACCCAAAACAGCGACAGACAUUUCACCUGAAAGACCUCCACGACCUCUUCACCCUCGGUGAUGCCAGCGACGGCCCGACCGAGACUGGCAGCAUCUUCAAAGGGACUGAAGUCCAGCUGUCCGGUCCCAAAGCCAGCACCAACAAUCUCCCUACACCUCCCGAAGACGCCGAGAAAGCCCAAGAUCGCGCCGCAGUAAACGACAUCUUCGGCAUCUCCCGUCAAGAAGACUGGCAAGGCGAGGAGGAAGAAACGGCCGAAGCUUCCAACCCAGACGGCACCACUUCCACCAACCGAGACGACCGCGUCCUCUCCUCCAUCUUCGCUCGCACAGGCGUGCAAUCCGCCCAAGACCACGACGCCAUCAUCAACGGCGCACGCGCUCCCCUCCGCGCGGACCCGGUCAUGAUCGAGCGCGAAGCGAAACGCGUGGCAUCUCAAGCCGCGAAGGAAUUGCAGCGUGCUGGGGAGAUCGCUCGCUCUUUACCGGCCGGUGUACCGACUUGGACGGGCCAAAUGGGUCGCGCGGGCCGCACACCAAGUCCACCUCCCUCAGCGCGAGGCGGUAUGCGUGGCGGGCGUGGCGGGAGAGGCGGUAUGCGUGGUGGAGGACCGAGUUCUGCAUCUGUGCUUGCGAAUCUUCAAGCCCGCCAACUGGGCAAUACGCCGUCCUCCGCCUCCACACCCGCGGCUUCCUCCCUUCACCGCGGUGCACGUCGUGGUGGCAGAGCAGAAGCCGAUCAACCCAAAGGCAAAGACUUUCUCGUCCUGAUCAGAGACUACCUCCUCGCUCAAGGUGGCGCGGCGUACACGCAAAUGCUGAUCGAUCACUUCAAUCACUUUUGUGGCAGUGAGCAGAGGACGGCAGAGUUCAAGGCGAUGUUGAAGACGAUUGCGGAGCUGGAGAAGGGAGGACGGGGCAGGGGAAAGUGGAGGUUGAAGGAGGAGUAU
This is a messenger RNA of Zymoseptoria tritici IPO323, 3621 nucleotides long. RefSeq names its product SNF2 family DNA repair and recombination protein. The record is from RefSeq and is a predicted model, not a curated record. The annotation marks the transcript as partial. Gene Ontology annotation, molecular function: ATP-dependent chromatin remodeler activity; ATP binding. The transcript has a single exon. Gene Ontology annotation, biological process: transcription-coupled nucleotide-excision repair. Lineage: Eukaryota; Fungi; Ascomycota; Dothideomycetes; Mycosphaerellales; Mycosphaerellaceae. Gene Ontology annotation, cellular component: nucleus.